CAGGUAGGAGAAAGUGCAGAAAAUUCUAAUGAAUGUUAAUAAGUAAUUAAGAUUGAAAGCUAGCUUUUAACUUCUCCAAAACGUAUGUUAUUGUCGAUAUGUAAUUAAUACUUUGAUAUGGCGAAUAACAACGGCAUGUUAAUAACCACAAGUCGCUGUGCGAAAGCACUGCAGCUCACCCUCGCAGUGAUCAAGCCUGAUGCAGUGGCGCAUCCUGUCAUCUUGGAGGCCCUUCACCAGAGAAUCCUAGAGAACAACUUCAUCAUUGUCAGGUCCAAAGACCUGGUGUGGAGGAGACAGGACUCUGAGAAGUUCUACUCUGAACAUGCAGGACGGUUCUUCUACCAAAGACUGGUUGAGUUCAUGUCCAGUGGUCCGAUGCGGGCCUACGUCCUGGCUAGAGAGGACGCCAUAACCCACUGGAGAGAACUGAUGGGUCCUACCAAGGUGUUCAGGGCCCGCUAUACCUCUCCCUUAACCAUCAGAGCCCAGUACGGACUCACUGACACCAGGAAUACCACACACGGCUCUGAUUCGGCAGAGUCGGCGCGGAGGGAGAUCAGUUUCUUCUUCCCAGACUUCAGUCAGGAGACGUGGAUGGAGAGAGAGGAGCUGAGGUUCAGGAAGAGACGCAUGGAGGACAACCAGAGGAAACAGAUACACACGUUACCAGUUCACAGCUAACUGCUGAUCUCAGUACACAUUUAAACAAAUAUUUGACUGGACCAGGGGCCUGCGUUCAUAAAAUAUCUCAGUAAGAGUGUACAGUUUAUUACAGUACCAGUCAAAAGUUUGGACACACCUACUCACUCAAGGGUUUUUAUUUUGACUAUUUUCUACAUUGUAUAAUAAUAGUGAAGACAUCAACACUAUGAAAUA
Oncorhynchus tshawytscha (Chinook salmon) is the source of this 879-nucleotide messenger RNA. It is a transcript of the gene nme6, whose product is annotated as NME/NM23 nucleoside diphosphate kinase 6. Gene Ontology annotation, biological process: CTP biosynthetic process; GTP biosynthetic process; UTP biosynthetic process. The transcript has 6 exons. Bases 118 to 684 code for a protein of 188 amino acids. NCBI's taxonomy places the organism in Eukaryota, Metazoa, Chordata, Actinopteri, Salmoniformes, Salmonidae. The record is from RefSeq and is a predicted model, not a curated record. Gene Ontology annotation, molecular function: nucleoside diphosphate kinase activity.